Acanthochromis polyacanthus (spiny chromis) is the source of this 2871-nucleotide messenger RNA. It is a transcript of the gene rmc1, whose product is annotated as regulator of MON1-CCZ1. The record is from RefSeq and is a predicted model, not a curated record. The transcript is spliced from 21 exons. Bases 107 to 2083 code for a protein of 658 amino acids. Gene Ontology annotation, cellular component: Mon1-Ccz1 complex; lysosomal membrane; late endosome membrane. NCBI's taxonomy places the organism in Eukaryota, Metazoa, Chordata, Actinopteri, Pomacentridae. Gene Ontology annotation, biological process: regulation of autophagy.
GACAUCCGGCGUUCUGAAGCCGCUGAGGAGUCGCUGUUCCGCCGCUUCCUCCCGUCAGUCGAGUCGCUGCUCCGCCGGUGGAACCCGGAGCCGGACCGGUGCGAGGAUGAACGAACCGCCGCAGCAGCACUACCUGGAGCUCAGCGAGAACCCGGUCCAGUUCGAGCACGCGUCCAGCGUCAACAAUGUCUUCUUCGACGAAGCUAACAAGCAGGUGUUCGCGGUGCGUUCAGGUGGAGCUACAGGUGUGGUGGUUAAAGGUCCAGAUGACAAGAGCAGCGUUGCCUUCAGGAUGGACGAUAAAGGGGAGGUGAAGUGCAUCAAGUUCUCUAUUGGAAAUAAGAUCCUGGCGGUGCAGAGAACCUCCAAAUCUGUGGAUUUCAUCAACUUCAUCCCCGACUAUCCUCACACCGAGUUCAGUCAGGAGUGUAAGACGAAGAACGCCAACGUUCUGGGGUUCUGUUGGACCACCUGGAACGAGAUCGUCUUCAUCACCGACCAGGGCAUCGAGUUCUACCAGGUGUUUCCAGACAAGCGCAGCCUGAAGCUACUAAAGAGUCAGAGCAUCAACGUUAACUGGUACCAGUACUGUCCAGAGACGGCCGUCAUUCUGCUGUCCACCACCGUCCAGGGAAACGUCCUGCAGCCCUUCGCCUUCAGAAACGGGACCAUGUCCAAGAUGUCCAAGUUUGAGAUCGAGUUGCCGGUCAUCCCCAAACCCGCCAAACUCAGCCUGUCGGAGAGAGACAUCGCCAUGGCAACCAUUUAUGGUCAGCUGUACGUCAUGUAUCUGAAGCAUCACUCCAGAACGGCCAACAGUCCCAGUGCAGAGGUGGUUCUGUACCACCUGCCCAGGGAGGGAGCCUGUAAGAAGAGUCACGUGUUGAAGCUGAACACGACGGGGAAGUUUGCUCUGAACAUCGUGGACAACCUGGUGGUGGUUCAUCAUCAGAGCUCUCAGACGUCUCUGAUCUUCGACAUCAAGCUGAAGGAACCCGACUGUGCCGUCAACACCCACCAGCCCGUCCUGCCUGCCCGGUCCAUACACCCCUACAGGAUGCCGCUGGCAGGUCCAGCAGUCGUUCCCUCUCAGCCUCCAAUGCCAUGUCAGCUCUACUCGUCGUCCUGGAGCGUCUUCCAGCCCGACAUCAUCAUCAGCGCCAGUGAAGGUUACCUGUGGUACCUGCAGGUGAAGCUUCCUCCAACAGUCAACCUGCUGCAGGACAAAGGAAAGCUGAUGGACUUCCUGUUACGACGCAGAGACUGCAAGAUGGUCAUCCUGUCCGUCUGCUCCCAGAUUCUGGAGGGCGGCGAUAAAGGAAGUCUUCCUGUGGUGGCGACCGUCUUCGACAAACUCAACCAGGUGUAUAAAGAAUACCUGGAGGCAGAGCAGAGCUACACGGUGGCGAUGGAGUCCGGACCGAGUCGAGGCAGCGCCGCCCAGAAACGUCCCGUCAGAACUCAGGCGGUCAUCGACCAAUCAGACAUGUACACACAUGUUCUGUCAUCGUUCACAGAGAGGAAGGAAGUGUCCCAUAAGUUUGUGAUCGCCGUGCUGAUGGAGUACAUCCGCUCUCUGAACCAGCACCAGAUCACCGUCCAGCAUUACCUGUACGAGCUGGUGAUCAAGACUCUGGUCCAACACAACCUGUUCUACAUGCUGCACCAGUUCCUGCAGUACCACGUCCUCAGCGACUCCAAACCUCUGGCGUGUCUGCUGCUGUCUCUGGAGAGCACCUAUCCUCCUGCUCACCAGCUCUCUCUGGACAUGCUCAAGCGUCUUUCUACGGCCAACGACGAGAUCGUCGAGGUUCUUCUGUCCAAGCAGCAGGUUCUGGGCGCGCUCAGAUUCAUCCGCAGCGUCGGCGGCCACGACAACGUUUCGGCCCGGAAGUUUCUGGAUGCAGCGCGUCAGACCGGAGACCAGAUGUUGUUCUACACCGUGUUCAGGUCGUUCCAGCAGCGGAACCAGCGGCUCAGAGGAAGUCCAGCCUUCAACCCCGGAGAACACUGUGAGGAACAUGUGGUUCACUUCAAGCAGCUGUUUGGAGAACAGGCGCUGAUGAAAGCUUCCACCGUCUGAAGAACCACAAGAUCAUCACGUAUGUCCACGCUGACAGGAAGCGGGACGGUUUUUCACUCCAACAACAACGGAGCGUUAGAAUCAGAUUAAAGAACAAACGUCACUAAGAUCAGACAAAACAACUCUCACAUGGACAUUUUAAUGAGGUUAAAGCAUUAAAAAGUAUCGACGAUUUGGAGGAGAAAAUCACAAUAUUUUUGACGAAAUGCUGCAAAACAUCAUGCGUUUUAUUUUGAAGGAGCCAGUUUAAUUCGAUGAAGCUGUUUUAACACAGGAAAUAUGAAAACAUUUCAGUAAAUCUCUCUGGCCUUUUACGUGUCACAGAUGUCACGAAUCAAAUCAAGAACAACAAGUCUUUAUAGAUUUGUUGAGUCUUAUGAGAAGAAAGUCGGUCGUUGGCUCCAAAGCAGCCUUUGGUGUUUGCAAGAUACUUAGAAUAAAAUCAUUUCGACAUUUUUGACUUUACUCCUAAAAUACUGUGACUUUAUUCUCCAGAUGUUUGUCCCUCAGUGGUUCUGAUUUUUUAUUUCAGUCAACUCUGGUUCAAAAACAAAAAGCAACGAUAAAGACUUCAGUAAUCACGCUUUGUGGGCGGGGCCAGAUGUGUUGUGGGCGGGGCCAAAGUCUAUGUUCAGACACCUGUGUGAUAUGUUUAUUUUGUAAAACUAGGAUGAAUUGUUGUGUUGAAGCUGUUUUUCAGUAAAACUGAACUGUAUGAAGCCAGAAAUAUUUUAAUGCUGUUAAAAGAAAUUCUAUCGUGCUUGUAAACAAUAAAGGAUUGAAAGUUU